AUGACAUCGGGUGGCAGUGCUGUCUGCGUGAUGAUUGCCAGGGCCAUGGCCAGCAGCGGGCAGGUGGCGAAAUCGGGGUCCGGGAACAGCGAGAGGCCCUGCUCUUCGGAAGUCUUCAUGCGUAUAAAGCGAACGAAGAGCAUCUCACCAGCGUCUAUCGACACGUUCUGCUUGCGUAGAAGCGCGAGGUCGGAAGCGCGGCCAAACAGGUACCACAACAGGCAGAGUAAGGCAGCGUCUUGGUAG
Phytophthora sojae is the source of this 246-nucleotide messenger RNA. RefSeq lists its product as hypothetical. The coding region runs from base 1 to 246 and encodes 81 amino acids. The record is from RefSeq and is a predicted model, not a curated record. The transcript has a single exon. Lineage: Eukaryota; Oomycota; Peronosporomycetes; Peronosporales; Peronosporaceae.